This is a messenger RNA of Lobosporangium transversale, 1647 nucleotides long. RefSeq lists its product as hypothetical. The record is from RefSeq and is a predicted model, not a curated record. The coding region runs from base 1 to 1647 and encodes 548 amino acids. The transcript has 3 exons. NCBI's taxonomy places the organism in Eukaryota, Fungi, Mortierellomycota, Mortierellomycetes, Mortierellales, Mortierellaceae.
AUGCAGCAGCAAAUCUUCAAUCCAGCAGACUAUCCCAUCGUCAUGGCCAUUGACUUUGGCACCACUUUCUCAGGGUGUGCCUAUGCAUAUGCCCAAGAUGACCAGGAAAUCAUUGAUAUCACAUCAUGGCCACGACAGAUUAUUCAAUACCCAAAAACACCAACGAUAAAUCUCUACAAAAAGAAUGACCCCGAGCACAACUUGAUGGCAUGGGGAUGGAGGGCAAAGCUGGAGAUGCUCAAACCUACAGCAAAACACCAUACUCUUCUUCAGCAAUACAAACUUUACCUUGACGAAAACAUGCACCAUUCACCCUUAGACGUUGAUAUUACUGUUCUAGAUGCCAUCUCUGACUACUUGUCUGCAUUUCAUGAUUAUGUUGCGGGCGAAGUCAUGCGUGGGUUUGCAAAAAAUUUUCAACGAGAACAUAUUCGGUAUUGUUUGACAGUUCCGGCCAUGUGGUCAGACAAGGCCAAGAAUGUUAUGCGUCAAGCAGCCAUCAAGGCGAAAAUUAUUAAGGAAACGGACCACCCUGAUCGACUCAUGCUUAUUUCAGAACCAGAGGCCGCAGCCCUCUACUGCGAACGCAAAUGUGACCAGUUCAAUUUAGGCCAUGGGGAUCGUUUCAUGAUAUGCGACGCUGGCGGAGGAACUGUGGAUUUGAUUGUAUUUGAAAUCGCAGAGACCAAUGGUGGACGGCGGCUCUCAGAAGUCACCAAAGGUCAUGGUGCUUCAUGUGGUUCAGUCUUCUUGGAUAGAAACAUGCGACUUCUCUUGGAGCGUAAAUUCGGACACAGUGCCGCCAACUUCCCCGCGACCAUCAUCCCUAACCUAGUCGAUACAUUCGCAGAUGUAAUCAAGCCUCAGUUUGAUGGUCUCGAGGAACAGUUUCUUCAGCUGCCGGCGAAUAAGUGCUUUGACGAACUGGAGAACCCGGAAGCAAUCGGCAUCGACGACGGCUACAUGGUUUUGAGUGCACUCGAGCUGAAGGAACACGUCUUUGAGCCCGUAGUGAAGGACGUGCUUUCACUCAUUCAACAUCAGCUCAGCCAGGCCAAGCAUUGCUCUGCCAUUUUUCUGGUAGGAGGCUUCGGUUCCUCCAACUAUCUCUAUAGCCGCGUCAAAUCACAGUUUAAACACCAAGUGGAGCUUAUUUCCACCCCACCACGUGCAGAAAUGGCUGUUGUGCGAGGUGCUGUCACGGCAGGCCUGAAUCCUCGUGUUGUCACUGCACGCAUUGCACGUCGAUCUUAUGGUAUUUCCUCUGAUCAGCCCUUUGAAAAGGGAAAGGAUCCGAUCGCCAAGCGUAAGUUCGAGGUGAAUGGUGUAUGGUGCAUUGAUCGGUUCACACCUUUUGUCCGUAAGGGACAGAAGCUUAAUGUGGAUGAGUGCAUAUCGCGUGAGUUCUCCUUUACCAAAUUCACAAAUGACAUUCAGGAGGAAUACAAUAUUGCACUCUAUGCAUGCGAUGCUGACGGCGAACCUCCACGAUACACUACUGAUGUGGGUGUAACAAAGUUGGCAGAUAUUCCAAUCCCAUCACCCCAUGCACCCUCGGCCCCACUGGGAUCAAUGGUAACCUUGAUUAAGUUAAUGAAUUUUUAUUUCAUUUUAUUUUGUUCAUUGAAUGAUAAACCAAAUGGCUAA